AUGUCUGUCUACACACCAUCCAGCCAGCCCUCACUGGCCAAGCACUCCAUCAAAGAGGAGUCUGGUGCUUCCCACGUUGAGGACAUCGCCAACAGCGAUACCUCCAGGUCGUCCUCUAUCAGCUUGGACGCCUUGACUAUGGUCGCAUCCAACGAAGCACACACGUCUUACAAGGUCGUGCGGGUCAUUGAAACAGCCAGGCGUAUCCAGAAGAAGCUUGUCCGCGAGGUCGAGGAAGUCUCCCAUCAACACUUCCAGAGCAUUGACCUCGAGGCCUACCUUGCCUACAUCGCCGAUGAGCGUCUUGUCCACAUGCCCCCCAAGGGAAGCCAGUGGGAUCGCGUGCUGAAAUCUGCCGAGUUCUUUGGCCUUCAGCUUGACGGAUACUCUCGUCAUAUCCAGUCUUUUAUUGAAGGUUGUACCCUUGUCCGCGACACGGCGUUGGCUACCUGCUACCUGUUGCUUGAACUUGGCCAUGACCAAGCUCAAGCAUUGGAGCCAACCUUCAAUGCCCUGUACGAGCUUGGCCUCUUGCUUGGCCAUGCAAUCAGACUCAACGGAAUGUUCACUGCGAGUGACGCCAUCCGUUAUGAGCUGAGCCGUAUUUUUGACAGCGUAAUCCGUCUCGUCGGAGACGUUGCUAUUUAUUACCGAACCCGUAUCAACAGCAUCUACAGCGGAUCUGUGACGAUUGACUUCGAUGCCGAGUUCGGAUCGCAGAUCACUAGGAUCUGGGCCCAGAGGGAGCACCUCUUCAACCAUAUGUGGCAACACAAACUUGGCAGCAAAAGCCGUCGUAUGGACAUUACCACCCUCCGUCGACACCUGCUUCCCACCAGGGAGUCGGCAAAGUCGUUUGUCUAUGGCCGUGUCGCGGAUCGCAAGUUGCGGGUCGAUGGCACAUGCGAAUGGCUCUCCCAUGACCUACACGACUUCCUGAGCAGUGACAACGAUAUAUUCACUGUCACCGGAAGCGAGGGUUGUGCAACCGAUGUACCUUCGGAGUCUACGCCAAUUACUUUUCUCAAGAGUCUUCUGUCUCAACUUCUUGAGAUAAACGUCGGAGAUAUCGCUCUAUUUGAGAAACUCGAAUUCAUCUUUGAGCACGUUUCUCCGCAUCAUAACAGCGCAAAGCUGGAGUCAGAGCUCUGGGAGGCUCUUGAUUCGAGCUUAACCUCCAUCAGCAACAAGAACGUCCACAUGGCUCUUGUCAUUGACGGCCUAGAUGAGGUCAUGGGCGGUGCAUCCAAGGCAGAAGAGCUCCACAAGCGCCUCCACACCAGCAUCGGCAAGCUCCCAAGAAUCCAGGCCGUUACUCUCUCGCGCCCAAUUUCCCACCUGGGUGGCAGCCGCUGCAAGCACUUGGUCAUCACGCCCGAACACGUCCGUAAUGACAUUGAGCUAUACCUCGCCAACAAGCUCAGCCAGAAUUGCUGCUUCAAGGCACAAAAUGCGGAUGCCCAACGAGCUCUGGUGAACCAGAUCGCUGACCAAGCCAAGGGCUCGUUUCUGUUCGCCUACCUUUCUAGACGGCUUUUCGUAUCAGUCUCAGACUUUGGUGCUUUCAGGAGCAUAAUCUCAAACUGCAAAUCCGACAUCAAGGCCGUCAUCGGGGAGCUCAUGAAAAAGGUCAACCUCAAGGAGGAGUACGGGGAAAGCAAGACCUAUAACCUCCUCACCUUCAUGGUCACUGCCGAACGCCCACUCACAAUUGGUGAGAUGACUGAUCUCCUCGGUGUAUCCUUAUCGACUCGCACCGUCUCCUCUGGCGCUGAUGUGAUGGGCCCUGUUCGCAACACCCAGGGCCUUGUUGUCGUCCGCCGUGGAACGCUCCGCUUCAAGCACUCUGCCAUCAGGAAGUACAUUCAGAAUCUCUGUGGCUCAACACUUAUGUCUAUCCACGACUCCCACCGCCACCUUACCAUGGCCCUCCUCCUCUUUGCCAAGAAAAGGUUCACUUACACUUGUGAACCAUCGCUGGAACUGAUCGCCGAUGAUGUCUUCCAAGAAUGCUUCCAGGCCAACCACAUCGUCAGCUACAUGAUGCUCCACUGGAUUUCCCACUUCCGCUCAUCAUCUCUGUGCGGUCAAAGCGGCACGAUUACCCUGACCUCCGAAUUCAAGGAGGUUUUCCCUGACUCAACCUUUUUCGCCAUGCUGGAGUGGCACUACUGGCAAACUCAGUAUGACAUCAAGGAGACUAUCGAGAUGCACAAUCUGAGUCUCCGCAUUCGGUGCACAACCUUUGGCGAGAAGAAUCGGUCUUACCUCCAGAGCCUUAUCACUUUGGGAAGCCUCCACCGACGUGAAUCUGAGUUGUCGAUCGCUUCCGAGUUUUUCUACAAGGCCUCACACCUCGGUCAGACUAUCCUUUACAAGUUUAGCCCGCUCGUGGUUUCUUGUACCAAAUUGUUCCUUACGUGCACUGAGACUCUUACAUUCACCAAGCGGACAACGACGGUCACCCAUCGCGAAGAGAUGAUCAGGUUUAUGAUUGAUAUCUCCAAGAAUAAGCAGGGUGGUAGCAGCGAUGCUGUUAUCAAAUGGUACGAGGCUCUCGCCAAACUCUACGUCGAGAUCAAGGAAGAAGAAACUGCGAUGACCAUCUACAAGGAACUUCACAUUAUUGUCACUGGUCGAUUCGGUAAGGGUUCCAAGAAUGAGGGCAGAAUUGCCGAAGCACUCUCAGGCAUGACGGUUGUCCUGAAGGCGGGCGACAAGAAGGGCGCUGAGAUCGAUCAUUGGCGAUACCUUCUUUUUGAGACUGCUGAGGAGCUGUCGUUCACCGACACCCGUCGCAUCAAGAUCAUAAUCAGCCUUGCCCGUGACUACGAGGCCAAGGGGCAUUUUAUCCAGGCCGAGCGACUUUACGUCAGUCUCUGGCGGGGCGUCCUCGAGGCUUGCCGUACAAAGGCUACGACUGAGCUUCACAUUGAGAAGAUCAACAUCGCCAUUGAGUACAUCCAUUUCCUCAAGCGCAUCAAGCGCAAUGAAGAGGCGUGUAACAUCAUGAUCUGUGUUUGGGCCGAGUACGAGAACCAGAGUUUCGAGUCCGAAACGAUCAUGAUCCGUCUCAAGGAGCUCGGUGUUCUCGCCAAGUCCUUCGGAAUCCUCAGCGUGUCCAUGAACAUCCUCAAGAAGGUUUGGGGCUGGUUCAAGGAGAGAAAGACGACUGAGAGCGAGGAGGCCAUAUCUACCACUACCAUCAUUACAGAGGUCGUCGAAGAAAUAACCGAGACCGUGAUCGAGACCAAAACAUCCGUCACUAUGGUCGAGACUGUCACCCGCGAGAUUUGGGAGACCAACUACCAGCGCUGUCGCAAGGGCAAGGCUGACAGGCAGUUCUUCAAGUCCUGCUUGAACAUGGUCAAUCUCUACCUCAAAAUCGAGAACUGGGCCGAGGCUGAGGUUGUGAUCCGCAAAACCCUCGAGAUAACCUGGAAGAAUGUAUUGUCAGUCGACUCCAAGCUGACACUUGAGGGCGAAUUCAUCUCUGAGCGCAUCUUGGUCGCGCAGCGACUUGCCUUGUGCUACCACCGCCAGAGGCAGUUUGAAAGGGCAGACGAGAUGUAUAUCCGCAUCUACAACGCCUGCUUCUCAACCUUCAAAGCCGAGAAUGUCUUAGUUCUCGAGUCUGCCGAGGCUCUCGUUCAGUUUUACGAGGACUUUCAUCGCCACGAGAAGGUCAUAGACAUCUACACGAAGCUUCUGCAGCACUACCGUAAGCACCUAAGCGCCGGUCACAGCAUGACCGUCCAGGUCCUAUAUAAGCUUGCCGCUGUCUACCAUAAGCUCGGCCGCAAGGAGGCUUACGACUACUACGCGGAGAUUGUCACCAUCUUCUCAAAAGACGGCUGCUGCCACGGCAGUGCGCUCGAUGCGGCCAUUAUUAUUCUCAACCAUUACCAUUCUGAGAAGCGCUGGGCUGAGCUGCAGAAGAUCUGCGUGACUCUGUGGACGACCUUCGUCCAUCACAACCACGAGAUCAAGUUCACUCAAGAGAUUGUGGAGCUCAUCUACGAGAGAUACCGCUACGUCCUGGAAAUCCACGCCAAGGCCGAGUUUUCCGUCCGCUACAAGCUCACGAUUGAGUAUCGCGAGACCGCGACCAAGAUCUUUGGUGCCUCUGCUGCCAUUGUGAUCAAGGCUCUGAUCGCCCAGGCUGAACUGUGCGAAGCCUCCACUGAGCACUACCAUGAGUCCAUCACCAUUUACGAGGAGAUCAUCAAGAAAUCGACGACUGCAAACAUAGUGACAGAAACCACUGUCAAAUCGAUUAAGAAGCGCUUGUCCAAGCUGUACGUGACAGUCAUCACCAACAAUAAGUCAACAACCACCACCACCAUCGAGCGCGCAAUUGGCGUCAGUCUGGAGAUCUACGGGCAGCUCAAGAUCGAGUUUGGCUGGUGGCACGAGAAGACACUUUCCAAGCUGAAGGAAGUCGUCUUGAUGUAUAAGAAGAUUGGCAGCAAAGAGGCACACUCUUCCAUUACCCAGCUACUCCAAGUCUCCAUCAUUGAGAUCAUCACCACCGUCAAGAUCUCUGUGAACCUACACUCUGCCGCCAAGACUUUGGCCUCCAUCUACAUCUCUGCUGGCAUGGUGCACCAUGGUCAAGAUCUCCUCCGUCAGCUUCGAUACUUGCUUCUCUUCCCUGGCUUCGAAGGUGGAGAGAAAGACAUCAACAUCAAGAUCUCUGGCCAGUCCAGCAAGAUUUACCUGGUGUUCCUGAUUUCCUUCGAGCAGGCUUUGAACGGCGAAUCGAAGACAACGUACAGCUUUUCCGAGCUCAUGGCGGAUGUGCUCCUAGAGACGGUCCUCUACGAGCAGUACAUGUCUGUCAUGUCCAAAUUCACGGACUCUACCAGUAUCGAGACCGUCAUCGAGCCUGCUGCCCGCCUUCGCUUCGUCUGGGAGUCGCGUAGCCGUAAGGGUUUCGUGUCUGUGCUAGACAAGAAGCUGUUCUCCCUGUUUACCUCGCGGUAUGGCAAGUUCCUGGGUAGCCAGGACACCAAUGUCACCUUCAGCUUCUAUGAAGCGUUGCUUACCGAGAUUGGCGGCGGGAUCGCGGCCGACAGAGGUACCAUCGACCUUGGUCUCAUGUCUUGCAAGGCUGCCUACACGUCCGUCAGAACCCUUAUGGUCAAGGAGAAUAACUUUCCGAAGGCCAACAACGUAGCGAGGUGCGCAUUCGACUUUGCGAACUCCCAACGAUUUUACCAUCAGCGCAACUGCCACGCUUGGGGUUUCCGCUUGGCGGAAGCUCUGGCAGGCAUCAACGUGGACAACUGGAGAACUGCCGACGUGAAACAAAAGGAAUCUUUGCUCGCAACCAGCCGGCAUGUCAUGCAACACGUGUUGGCUUGCCUCAAGGAAGAUAAGAUUGAGUUAACAAGUCUUCGGUUCGAGGAUAUUUCUAGCUUGGUGCACCUUCUUGGCGAGCAAAAGAACUGGAACGACCUCGAGACUGUUCUCACCUCUUUAUGGCGAUCCAGAGAAGUCCAGCGCAACUGUGGCGUCUGGACACCCGACGUCGUUCUUACGAUCGGUUCCCUCUUGGUCAACGCCCAUGAGCAUGCCGAUCACCUGGACCAAGCCAUCAAUCUGUGCGAGACUAUUUACUAUAACGUUCGACAAUCCCGCGGUGGUCUGGACCACUCUGCCCUCUACUUCUCCAACCGCCUUACUUACCUUCUUCGCCACGCCAACCGCCUCCGAGACGCGGGACGUGUCCACCUAGAUGUUGCGUGCGACCUCGACGAGCAUCUCACAGCUACACGCGGUGCAGACAAGGAUGAUCGUCUCCGUGCAGCGGCUGAUAUCCACCUUGACGGCAUGCGACGGUGUGGCUGGGCCACUCGUGGUGAUGGCAUGAAGAACACAAGGGAGAUCCUUGACCGACUAAGAGGGUACGGCAAGCUGAAUGUGCCCCCUGUCGAGGAGUGGUCCGCAGCGGAUGAGAAGAAGGAGAUCAGCCGUGUGUGGCCGGAAGAGAUCAAAUGGGAUCUUGGAAAGCCAGAGGUGCAGGUGGCGGCGCCGAAGAAGAGGGACUUGCUCUCUCCUGCCAAGGAGAGAUGGAGUCGCUUGGGCUUCAAGCAGCUCGGGUUUGAAGCCGUCUACUAA
This is a messenger RNA of Colletotrichum spaethianum, 6123 nucleotides long. RefSeq lists its product as uncharacterized. Bases 1 to 6123 code for a protein of 2040 amino acids. Gene Ontology annotation, molecular function: protein binding. The transcript is spliced from 4 exons. The record is from RefSeq and is a predicted model, not a curated record. Lineage: Eukaryota; Fungi; Ascomycota; Sordariomycetes; Glomerellales; Glomerellaceae.